AUGCACCUGAAUGGUACUACAUGGCGCUGCGUCUGCAAGGCCCUGUUUAAGAUCGAGCCUCCAAGGGAUUCUGUGGCUGUGCCGUGUUGGUUUAUGGUGGGAUUUCGGAUCCUUUGGGCAGCAUUGCUGGACGUUGGCUUUGGAUUGGGUCCCUUCCUUCAGCCAAAGAGUGAGGGCUCUUCAUUGCAUCGGUUUUGGGAGCUCGAGCGCCUUGGGCGGCUGGACCACGUCGGCCUUUGCACAAGUGAGUGGAGAGAUUUCAAGGGAAGCAUCUACUUCGAUGAUGGUGCUCUGACCCAGUAUGGCGAAGUCCCACAGACCACGGCUGUUGACAUCAGCGAGUGCUUCUCGGAACCUCAACUUCCUGAGUGCGGCAGCCGAGGGCUUUGUGGAUUCAUGGUGGGCAUGGAGCAGCUGAUGCCCGAAGUGACAUGGAACCGGGAGAGUAUGGACAUGUUUCACGAUGUGCUGCAAGAGGCCGCAGAACGCUUUGCAGGGAAUCUCACAGCACAAAGCCCACUGCUCUCCUUGGCGAACCCAAAGCAGGCAAUCGCAUCUCUUGGGGCCAGGCUGCCACUCUUCGUCCUGUUGCUGUUCCUCUUCAUGCCGUUUGGUGCGAUUUCGGCCAUUUUGGUGGCCCUGUGCCGGCGAGGACCCCAAAACGCCUUGCAUGAAGGCCGGCCAUUCGUAGACAGCCCCAGCUCGAGCGACAGUAGCGACUGA
Symbiodinium natans is the source of this 723-nucleotide messenger RNA. The record is from the annotation of a GenBank genome assembly. Lineage: Eukaryota; Dinophyceae; Suessiales; Symbiodiniaceae.